GCCCCGUGCACGCGAGCAAAGGCACACCGCUCUGGCGGAGUCCUAACCAGAGACUGGAAUCGCGGUGUAAUCAAGAAAGGAGGCGGUAUCUCCGGUGUAACGAUGGAACUGUAAAAUAAAUACGGAAGGGGGAAACAGAUGGCACAGUCUUCGCCUGUGGACCCCAUCCUGCGAAAGAAGCCUCAUAGAUCCUCAUAGAUCCUUCAACGAUUGCCUGAGUAGGGCGAUCUACGAGCUGCUCAUUGAACAUCAUUCAGCCCGUAAGUCACAGUGUGAUAGAGUGGACAUGGUGGUUUGACGGCUGGCUGUCACUGCAGAGCUGAAGCUGCAGAGUGAGAGAGAGACACAGAGAUAUACGAAAAGAGAGGGCGAGAGAGGCUGUCUGGCUCCAUGUCUGCCCCUGCGCCUUCCACCGGGAGGUCUGUGUCGGGCUCACACAGAUUCAACCCUCUGAAGGCUCUGCAGCCCAAACGGCGCUUGCAGCAAAUGCUGUCGUCCUCCUCGCCCGUGCCUGUAGCCGUGCCCGCGCCCCCUGCGUUCGACUACUGCAGGUUCAUAGAGCUAGACUACAUUCCAAUGGAGACAGACUAUAUGGUUUCAAUGCGCCCAACGGAACGAGGAUAUCUCACUACCAAGUCUCCGGAGCGGCACUGUCGAAGGACAGCUGCCCCAGUCAGCAACAGAGAUCCCUAUGGCAACGCCUCUCUCAGCAGCAGCAGCACUAACUCUGGCUCCUGCAAGGGCAGUGAUUGCAGCCCCACCAAGGGGCGUCACAUGAAGGCAUACGCCUCAUGUACAGAUAACCAUGGCAUCCGCCCCCCUCCCCCAGAGCAGUACCUCACACCCCUGCAGCAGAAGGAGGUGUGUAUCAGACACCUGCGGGCCCGGCUCAAGGAGUCAGUCGACAGGCUGCAGGACAGGGACUCUGAGAUCGAUGCGUUGAAGGCCCAGCUGUGUCGGAUGCAGGAGGACUGGGUUGAAGAGGAGUGUCACCGCGUGGAGGCCCAGCUGGCCCUGAAAGAGGCGCACAGGGAGAUCCAGCAGCUCAAGGAAGUGGUGGACGUGGUGCGCACCAACCUCAGCUCCAGCGACUCCACCGACACCGGCGUCCAGAAAUACUUCCAGGACAUCAAUGCCCAGAACCUCAAGCUGGAGAACCUGCUGCUCAGCAUGGAGCUGGCUCAGAACGGGGUGGCCAAGGAGGGUGGCUCCAAGAGUCUGUGUGGGUCCUGUGACGGCUCCCCCGCCCGUUCUCUGACUCAUAGCUCUACCUACACCAAGCUGAGCGACCAUGCACUGGGGGAUAAGAACGGGAACGGCCUGUCAGGGGAGGAGAACCAUGACAGCGGCUUUGUGUGCUGUGGGGAGAGUCACAGUGCAGCCAGCAGUCACAGGGCAGACAGCAGUCACAGGGCAGACAGCAGUCACAGGGCAGACUUACUCCUGGAGGCAGCCUUCCUAUCUGAAGAGACAGCCUCACUGCUCAGCACCUACUCCCACCUGCCACAGUCCUCCACCUACGAGAAGCUGUGCACCGGGCAGGACAGGGUGGUGCCCCUGCGCUGUGCCAUGGGUGGGGCGGGCAGCACCAACCACUCCUGUCUGUCCCACCACCACCUGUACCUGCACCACCUCAGGGAGCAGGCCGUCCAGACAGAGAGCUGCCCCGUCCCGGUGGGGUUGGGCUACGCCUCUGACCUGGACACCAUCACCGAGCGCACCUUCCGCUCUCAGGCCUGCAGCCCGACCUCCACCUGGGUCUCAGAUGAGGGAGAUGACCUGGACUCAGUUACCAUGACGUCAGUCACCAUGACAACUCUCACAGCUACAACAGCUGAGCCCGCUCCUGGUACUCCUUUACCCAGCUCUGCCUCUGUCUCCUGUGCAGUGGAUAUGGCCUCCCUAUCAGUGAAGGAGGAUGGGAAGAUGGUGGGAGAGUUGGAGAGGCAUAUAGAGGUAGUGGGGGAGGGUGCAGUGGGGAUGGUAGAGGUAGGCAAGCAGCAGGAGGAGGAGGAUGUGGGGUUGGUACAGUUGUGUAAGCAGGAGGAGGUAAAGGUGCUGGGGUUGGUGAGGGAGUGGAAGCAGGGGGAUGUCCGGGAGUUAGAUCUAUAUAAUCAGAGUGAGGAGGUUUUGGAGGUGAAGAAUCAGAGAGCGGUUGAGGAGGUGAGGUCAGUGGAGGUGGAGGAGCGGCCCCACACCUCCCAGCCCAGGAGCAGCUCGCUACAGGAGAUAGCUGGGGUGACAGUGGUGGAGGUUGAUGAUGAUGAAGAGGCUGAGGUUCAGGGAGCAGUAGGGGGAGCAGAGGAGUCUACCUCUUCUGAGUCUGGACCUGCAGUGAAGAGCUACUGGAGCCGCCACUUCCUGGUGGACCUGCUGGCAGUGGCUGUGCCAGUGGUUCCCACGGUGGCAUGGCUGUGCCAGGGGGCACGGCGCGAUGGACUGCCAAUUUACCACUUCGGCUCACUGCUGCGUGGCUGCUGCACAGUGGCCCUCUCCUCCCUGCGCAGGGGCGGUGGAGUCAGGCACUACCCCGCGGGCACAGGUGGGGUAGCCAUGGGGGGCACCGAGAUCUGAGACAGGCCCCAUAACAGCCUGGGAACUGCACACACACAGCACUGCCCUCUCUGGUCCUGGGUCCUGGGUUUGUCCUCCACCUGAAUUACUGGGUAAAGAAAGGAGGGGAGCGAUGAUUUUGAAUAAAUUAUUCCGAAGACAGGACAGCCCCAGCAAACCAUAUAACCCUCUCUGGUGGUGGCCUCUUCCACCUCUUCCGCUAGACUGAGAAGGGACACCAGGAUGUGUUGAACUGACACUAAAUGGUAGAACUGAACAGUUCAAUGGAUACUGAAUGGCCGGAGUGUGACUGAUGGGGAUUGUAACCACUCUCGUGUGCAGGGAGACUGAAAGGUCUGUCCGUCACUUUGGCUCCCUUUAUUGGUCCAGUUCCAUUUUGACUCGUGUGUAAGAAAUGUGUGAU
Oncorhynchus gorbuscha (pink salmon) is the source of this 2977-nucleotide messenger RNA. RefSeq names its product syntaphilin b (gene snphb). The coding region runs from base 391 to 2574 and encodes 727 amino acids. The record is from RefSeq and is a predicted model, not a curated record. The transcript has 9 exons. Gene Ontology annotation, biological process: neuron differentiation. Gene Ontology annotation, cellular component: cytoplasmic microtubule; mitochondrion. Lineage: Eukaryota; Metazoa; Chordata; Actinopteri; Salmoniformes; Salmonidae.